Dichomitus squalens LYAD-421 SS1 is the source of this 1082-nucleotide messenger RNA. RefSeq lists its product as uncharacterized. Lineage: Eukaryota; Fungi; Basidiomycota; Agaricomycetes; Polyporales; Polyporaceae. The transcript has 6 exons. Gene Ontology annotation, molecular function: ATP binding; protein serine/threonine kinase activity. Gene Ontology annotation, cellular component: cytosol; EKC/KEOPS complex; nucleus. The coding region runs from base 120 to 938 and encodes 272 amino acids. Gene Ontology annotation, biological process: protein phosphorylation. The record is from RefSeq and is a predicted model, not a curated record.
UUCAUUGCUGGUGUUGGGGCGAGAGGACUGUAUUGGUGUACGACCGAGGUGUUCCUUAGUUGGCUGUGCUGCUAUCGAAGUCUCAAGAUCCUACCGACUCCUCGGCAUCUCGAACCACCAUGGCCACACAGGAUGUAUCGCCAACACUCCAGCUCCUCGAGAAGUCGGAGAAAAUCUCCCAAGGAGCAGAAGCCAAAAUCUACAGGGCGCAGCUUCAUCCUACGCCAUUCACAUCCGAGUCCAAUUCCGAUGGGGAAAAUGUGCUCCUAAAGUAUCGCUUCCACAAGCAAUACAGGCAUCCGACGCUCGACGCGUCGUUAACAAAGUCGCGUGUAGCCGGGGAGGCGCGGGCUAUCAUCAAGUGUCUACGGUCAGGAGUGAACGUUCCAGGUAUACGGAUGGUCGACGCGGCCGAAGGUGUCCUCGGGAUCGAGUGGAUCGAGGGCAAGAGUGUACGGUUCCUUCUUGGGGGCGGCGCUGAAUACGAGGGAGAGAUCGUCGAGGAUGCCGACGCACCCGAAGAUGAAGACGAAGUCACAGAAGUGGAAGAGGAAGACCUCCUAAAGGAGUACGGGGUCUCAGCAGACGUCGUAAUGGAGAUGAUCGGGACAGAACUCGCGAAGAUGCACCAGGCGGACAUCGUCCACGGAGACCUCACGACGUCCAAUAUGAUGCUCCGACAUCCUGCAUCGCCGAAAGGGCUCCAGCUGGUGCUUAUUGACUUCGGACUCGCAUACAUAUCGACCCUUGUCGAGGACAAAGCUGUCGACCUCUACGUCCUGGAACGUGCUUUCUCGUCCACCCACCCAGCAUCUGAGGGCCUCUUUGCUGGGGUAUUAAAGGCUUACGAGAAGAAGAUGGGCAAGGACUGGGCAGCCAUCUUGCGCAGAUUGGAGGACGUACGACUCCGCGGGAGAAAGAGGAGUAUGGUUGGCUAACGUACAUAGACUGUAUGUACGGAAACGACAAGAGCAGACAAGGAUAACUACAUGUAACAUCAGAGAGCGCCCGUAGCGCCGACGACGAGGUGCAUCGGUACGGGAAGGACCUGCGAUAGAAGCAAGUCGUCAGUCACGAAGAAC